Vavraia culicis subsp. floridensis is the source of this 883-nucleotide messenger RNA. RefSeq lists its product as uncharacterized. The record is from RefSeq and is a predicted model, not a curated record. The transcript has a single exon. Bases 1 to 828 code for a protein of 275 amino acids. Lineage: Eukaryota; Fungi; Microsporidia; Pleistophoridae.
AUGAUUAUUGUACACGGUUCUGUGUGGUUUUCUGUGCGUAUUACUAAUUUACCUAAAAAUAGAUUUUAUAUUUUAAAUAUAAAGGGAAUGGAAAAAGAAACGAGGAUGGACAAAAGUAUUGUUAAUGACUCAUAUUUGCUUUUCAAGUUCAUAAAAGACGUAAGACAUGACAAGGAGAGAGAAAGAGAGGAUAGUAUCACUAACAGGGGUAAAAACGGUGGUGGUGGUGUACUUCACGAUAUGAAAAUUGCUAGCAACCUUAUUAAUGGUGCGGAUGACGAUAGCAGUGUAUUUGAGGAUGGCAGCUACAGGAAUAGCGUGAGGAGUGACAGCGUGUGCAGCUACGAAGACAUGCUAACACAGCGUAACAGCAUUAGAGGCAGUAUCGUGGAGGACUCUGAUUGUAUAAGCAGCUGUAACGCAAUAUUAGAGUGCAAAAAUAACUUUGCAUCCUGUGAAAAUAACACAGUGUUUUACGACAAGGACUUGAUGUUCAACGGUGAGAGGGAGUGUGACAUCCUUAGCAGUAAUUUUGUUGGUGGCGAUAGUAUGAAUGGCGAACUUUGCAGCGUUAAUCAGGACGUUGAUAUGCACGGUGACCAUUUUUACGGCAGCUUCAGUCUCGGAAGAGCAGUUGGUUGCAAUGAAACAAGAAAAAUAAGAGAAAAAGAAGAAAAUCAGAAUUUGAAUGAGGAAAUGAAGAAAUAUUACCACAAAAUAACCAGCAUUAGGAAAAAGGUAUUCAUCUGCGAGUACUGCAGAUGCAAAUUCGUUUAUAAAAAAUGCCUGGUAAACCAUGUAGAAAAAAAUCAUUUUGGUAAAGAAUAAUGCGUGGUUCAUCGAGUAUUAAAGAGGUAUAUUACAGUAAACCAAUGAUUUGCAA